CGACUGGUCACACUGUGACUUCCAUUUUCCAACACUAUACCGUAAAUAUUUACACAUUUUAUCUUUGUUUCGUGAAAUUUAAAAGUUGUUUACCAAGGCGGUGUUCUUAAUUAAAAGUAACAGUCUAAAAAAGGAUAAUUAUUUAUAUCAAAGCGUGGGAAACCUAUAAUAGAGACAACCGAUAUCUAACAGAUCCUGAAACUGUGAAAAGGAUUCCGGCCGGAGAUGAGUAACUACAGGUAUCAAGGAGGCGGCAGUGGCGGAGUGGGUGUCGUGAUUGGAAGUCGGGGCUACAGCGGAAUAGAGCUGCAUGAGAUGCAUCCCCUCCAUAACUUCACAUACGUGAGCGUCUGCGUCAAGUACAUGAUCUUCCUGCUGAACUUCAUAUUCUGGCUGUUCGGCGGAUUGCUUCUCGGGAUCGGCGUGUACGCGUUCAAGGACAAGUGGGAGGAAGGCAACGGCUGGGUACGACUGGAAACCAUCUACGAUGUCAUCUUCAACAUCUCCCUGGUGAUGAUCAUCACCGGAAUCGUCAUCUUCGUGGUGAGCCUCUCCGGCUGCUUGGGGGCACUUAGGGAGAACACCUGACUAUUAAAGUUUUACUCGUUCUGUUUGCUGCUCUUCUUCCUCAUGGAAAUGGCCAUCGCCAUCGUCUGCUUCGUGUUUCCGCAGUACAUGAACACCUUCCUAGAGAAACAGUUUGCUGACAAGAUCAUCCACUCGUACCGCGAUGAUCCAGACUUGCAGAACUUCAUCGACUUUGCCCAGCAGGAGUUCAAGUGCUGUGGGCUGAGCAAUGCCGGCUACCAGGACUGGAGCAAGAAUGAGUAUUUCAACUGCUCGUCGCCGUCGGUGGAGAAGUGUGGUGUGCCCUACAGUUGCUGCAUCAAUGCCACCGACAUCUCGUCCGGCCUGGUGAACAUCAUGUGCGGAUAUGGUGUCCAGGAGGCACCCGUGCCGGAGGCAAGGAAACGCAUCUGGACCAGUGGCUGCAUCGAGAUUGUUCGCGUCUGGGCUGAAAGAAAUCUGUACUUGAUUGCCGCUGUCGCUCUGGGCAUCGCCCUCGUCCAGUUGCUGGUCAUCUACUUGGCCAAAACUCUGGAGGGUCAGAUUGAGCUCCAAAAGCUGCGGUGGUCGGCGUGAGAUCCGAGCCAGGCCGAGUUCUAUGGGCCAUACGAUCGAACCUGAUAGGUUUCCAGCGAGAAUCUCUAGAUGCUCACUUGCCAGAAGACUGUCUUGAUUUACUUCCACUUUUAUAAAGCUUUUCUUUGUUCUUUUUAAGAAAGUGAGCGCUCUUAACUGAUUUCUGAAACUAGUUUAACAGAUUCAAAGUGUUUUGUUAUUUUUUAAUUCCUAAUUAUGUUGAUAUUUUUGUUUUAAGAUUACGAAUAUUUUUACGCACAUAUGUAGGCUCAUACAUAAACAUGCUCAUCCAACUGCCAAACAAAUAUAUUUGGCUAGCUGCAAAUAUCUCAUAAA
This is a messenger RNA of Drosophila ananassae, 1479 nucleotides long. RefSeq names its product tetraspanin-33. The transcript has 2 exons. NCBI's taxonomy places the organism in Eukaryota, Metazoa, Arthropoda, Insecta, Diptera, Drosophilidae. The record is from RefSeq and is a predicted model, not a curated record. Gene Ontology annotation, cellular component: membrane. Gene Ontology annotation, biological process: protein maturation; protein localization to plasma membrane.